AUUUCCCACGACGAAAAAGAAAGUGUGGUUUAGAGAGAGAAAGCGAGUAGUGUGGUGUUUUAGAGACAGCAAGAUGUCGAUAUGGUCAGUAGUGGCUCCACACGAUGAGAUGAGAGCAAGAGAUGUUAACAAAGUGGCGAGAGGGGAACAAGCUCCACGCCCAACUCUUGAACUCGGUUCAAUCUCCCAAGCGCCGCCCCCACCGCCCAACCUACCCAAAAAGGUGGAGGAGAUGCGGACUGCGCCGGCCGACUCCGGUUUCCCACCACCAACCAGACCCGCCACAGCUACACUCGGUACAUUGAGUACCACAGCUGAGCCAGAUAUCAAGCAAGUUUUGGAUAAUGAAUAACAAGACAUAUAGCCAUUUUCGCACAUUUGUACAAGGUUUGUAAAAGGGCCUUAAGGCUACUUUUGUGCACUAAAAACUUUCCAUGUCGAAAGGUUAAUGAAUAUCUAAUUUCGUAAUUAUGUUUCCUUGUGCUAAUCCAAUACAUUAUAUCUAGUUACAAGUUAAUUUCCUUUUGUAAGAUAAUAUCUUCAUCUUAGUCUUUAAACUUUAAAGAAAGCAAAGUCUUGUAUGGAUGAUGUUCGCAAGGCCGAGUCGUCACAAUUAGUAUAAGAGCCUGAUUUUCAAUCGAAAAUGUAUCAACGAGGACGCUAGGUCCUGAGGGGGGUGGAUUGUAGCACGAAACUAUUAUUCAUAUUAUUUAAUACAAUACAAACAUAUAAGUAUUAACCCAUAAGGAAUGAUAUUCAAGUAAUUUUACCUUUUAAUC
Molecule: messenger RNA, 779 nt
Organism: Vitis vinifera (wine grape)
Lineage: Eukaryota; Viridiplantae; Streptophyta; Magnoliopsida; Vitales; Vitaceae
Exons: 2
Coding region: 74-352 (92 amino acids)
Source: RefSeq, a predicted model, not a curated record